Messenger RNA from Lindgomyces ingoldianus, 2535 nucleotides. RefSeq names its product RmlC-like cupin. Gene Ontology annotation, molecular function: homogentisate 1,2-dioxygenase activity. Gene Ontology annotation, cellular component: cytoplasm. The record is from RefSeq and is a predicted model, not a curated record. Lineage: Eukaryota; Fungi; Ascomycota; Dothideomycetes; Pleosporales; Lindgomycetaceae. Bases 1 to 2535 code for a protein of 844 amino acids. The transcript has 22 exons. Gene Ontology annotation, biological process: L-phenylalanine catabolic process.
AUGAGACACACAGCCUUCUGUAAGCCACCUGCACAGCGGAUGAAGUGGCUAAACUUCUCGAUCGACUGCUGCCAUCGGCACACGGCCCGCCACACUUCAGACCAGCACAGUUCCGCUCUUGACGCCCUAGCCAUUUCCGUGUUUGCCAACUCUUUCCGCCAAGAUGAAGGUGCGACCGCCCAAUCAACCUUCGCAACCACGCCUACCGCUUCGGACCCAUACUCCUGUCAGUGUGGAUUUGGCAAUCAUUUGGCUUCUGAGUCAAUCCCUGGCGAGCAGCUCAACGGAUCAUCCUUCGUGUCGAUAAGACAAGCCCUGCAACAUGUGUGGAUGUACCGGAUUCGGUCAUCAGUAGCGCACAGGGAGCUGUCGAGGAGCAACCUAAACGAUAAUUUGUGUCCUCGGCUGGAGUCUUACUUUGGGUCCUCCAACAAACGUGUUGAAUACAACCCCUCGCAGCAAGCGUGGAACCCUUUCCCUCUCCCUGAAGCUUCUCCCUCAUCUUCCAUUAAUUAUGAGCUCCCUGAGCUUGGUCCAAUAGGAUCGAACUUUGACAUCGAUUCUGGAUCAGGAUGGGAAAUUGUGCACAAGCUUGCUGGGAACUUGCACACAUACUUGCAACCGCAUACCCCAUUCGAUGUAGUUGCUUGGCACAGCAACUAUUCUCUUUUCAAGUACGCGGUCGAGAAUUUUAUCAAUAUGGCAAAUGUUGAGUGCGAUCAGGCAGAUCCUACUAUCUACUGCGAGCAUCUCUCGCCGAUUUUCUGGUUUUUACCCCCAAAUGGAUAUCCAUACGCGAUACUUUAUGGUACCUAUGGGGGAAGCUCGCAUGUGCUUGAGCCUGGCGGCUUAAGUUGCGAGACUAGUAAUAUGCCUUACGGCGAGACAUAUGGGACCUGGAAGACUGCUACGACUCAAGACUUGGUUCCUACAAGAGUCUGCGAUGAUACUCUGGCGUUCGUGUCCCACAUUUCGGUUCCGCUACUUUUAACUGAGUGGGAGCUUCAAAGCCCAGCUCUUCAUCCCAACGACCCAAAUAAACUGGCUGAAUUCAAAGGGCGUUUUCUAGACCAUCUCAAUGAAGUCAAUGCGGAACUCUCCCGUGAAGGCCUUCCAAUUCUGGGAGCUUCUGAAUGGCUCCUAGAUGUAAGUCUCCUUGACCUUGUAGCGUCUCUGAUGUUUUUCUAUCUCAUUUGUCAUCUUGCGAAACAUGUACCGGUUAUCAAUGAAAGCGCUAAAUACCGAUACCGGAAACCGCAUCGGCUCUUUAGCGGUCUACUUCCCCAUUGCAUGCGGUUGUUUUCUGUCCGCGAUUGUACGAUAAAUAUCCAAAUUAAUAACGGGACUCUGGCAAUGCAAUACCACCUGCGCAUCAGGUGUGUUCACGACCUCUCCAAUGCUCAUAUAAAACUACCUGUGCUGCAGCGAAUAGUCUUCAAUAUGUUAACAAUUCACUCUUCUAGUCUGCUUAACCGAAUCGUCCCAUCUCUAUUGUGGGGUGAUAUUGCUAAUAGUUUUCACUCUAGACCGGCAAAGAGAUUGGUAGCCUUAUCUAUUAUCAUCAAGAGGGAAUUCUCAACCACAUUUAUAGGCUUCGAAGAGUGUUUUGAGCGAAAAUUUUGUUUUCCAUCUUCGGCCUUGCUCCACCUUCUUCGGACCCAAGGCAAACUCAAUGCCUUUUCAAUCAGCUUGAGGCUCUUGGACAUUUCAGAGUACGUGGCGUUGUCAUUGUGGAUUCAAGAAAUUCAACCUCGCUUAUGGCCGAUUGCUCAGGUUGAUCCGCUGGAUAACCGUGGGAUCAUCCACCAUCGAAAGAAUUUGCAUCUCUUCUCUUCAGCACCCACUAGCCAGAGCGCGGCCUCUAUCAUGCUCCUGAAGCAACUCGCGGUCAACCUUCGGAAACCUAAGCGUAAUCCAGCUGACGCCAAAAUUAGCGUAGUUUCUUUUCAGCUAGGAGCAAAUAAACGGGGAUUUCAUGUAUUGAAUGAACUAGAGGCCGUGCUUAUAACCCUUAUCAACCCACUUACUCUAUAUUAUAAUCUGGAAGAGCUGACACAGAACACUAAAUAUUCUACACCUAAUCUGCACUCUCUGCCUCCUUCCCUAACUCAACUCUCUAACCCCAAGUCCAAUAUAUGGACGCUACAGCUCCAGUGUCAAUGUACUUGCAUUGUCACCACUGGAUUUGUUGGACAUGGUUGGCCUCAUUACUUCUAUGGGCGAAGUCAGGUGGUGAACAUUAUGUGGAGGUGGAGGAUUGUGGAGGAGACAAUUAGGAAUUGUUUAGAAGAGAGAAAGGAGAAGAUGUGGACCCUCAUGAGUUUUCAUACGAGGAGUAUAAUAAAAUGUUGGAGGUACAUAUUCCCUGAAAGUCAAGUGGAAGCGAUUGAGAGGUUUUGCCACAAUCUCACAAGUGCCCCUCGAAUACAAUUGAUGCUACCCCGACUAGGAAGCGGUAACAAUCGCAUAUUGCCUGCAUCUCGAAAAUACUCCCCAAUGGUUAUAUAUAACGAACCCAUAGGCGGCUUCCAGUGA